CCCACAUUCACAAUGGGUCUUUUCUUCUGGCGGAAAGGCAGCGACUCCAAAGCCGAAACGAAGCCCAACCCGAACCCGAACCCGGAUCCGAAACCGGUUGAGGUUCCGGGCAUGAACGGCGCCGUUGAGGUCCCACGGCCCGCCAAAGUCACCGUCUUUGAAUUCGGGUCGGUCGCCGCUUCCGCAGAUAAGGUCACUCUCGCCGGGUACUGCCCCGUCUCGGAGGAGCUCGAGCCCUGCCGCUGGGAGAUCCUCUCCGCGAGUGGCUCCGACGCGCCGCAGUUCCGCGUGGUGUUCUGAGAGCUGUAAAGGAGUCGCCUUUGUCGGAUUCUGAGGUUUAAUUUGCUGUAAUUUCAAGUUAUGAGGAGUUUAGGGUUUUGCUGGAUUUGUGUAGCUUCUGUGGAACUAAAAGAAAUUUUAGCUUGGAAAUGACAAUUCAGUGAGAUUUACAUGGUAAUUUUAAGAACCCAACUUUUUGA
This is a messenger RNA of Rosa chinensis, 479 nucleotides long. RefSeq lists its product as uncharacterized. The coding region runs from base 13 to 300 and encodes 95 amino acids. The record is from RefSeq and is a predicted model, not a curated record. Lineage: Eukaryota; Viridiplantae; Streptophyta; Magnoliopsida; Rosales; Rosaceae. The transcript has a single exon.